GAAGUUUGCAAACUUCUCAUCAACUUUAUAUUCUGGCUCGGAUUGUUCUUGUAUCGUAGAAAAGUGUCUUGAUUUUAUUCCGGUGAAUUUGUGUUGUGCUGCAGUCUCACAAUUCAGUUUACACUUUCAGUUGUAUUUUAACUGUGUUCGGGUAAAGCAGUUUUCACCGCAUAAUUUCUUAUUGGUUUCUUAUAUUUAUUUUUGUUCUUGGCUUGUUUUUUUUUAUCACAAAUGUACCAUAAACCAUAACUUAAAGGUGUACAGAGGUACACAGCGCCAAUAAACGUCUCUCAACCUUAACGUGAUUUUGAAUAAAUCUCCUGGCGAAGGCGAGGCGAUUGCCUGCCUGCCGGAGCCGGUUCGCGGUACGCAGUUGUUCGCACCGUGUGCCGAAUAUUAUUACGAUAAUUUUAUGAAUAUUUUAUUGUUGCUUUAGGUAGUUUGCAUUUGAGAUUUUAUUUUGGAUACAACAUUUUUAUAUAUUUUUACUGUUUCUUUUUCACUGUUGAUAUGGCAGUUGAAAGACAGCAAAUAAUAUGCGGUCUUUUUGGUGAAGUGUGAGCGAUUUUUUAAUGCUCGUUUAAGACUUUUAACUGACUUUUUAACACCUCCUUUGGUUUUAAAUUUUGAUGCUGCAAUCUCUGUAAACGAUAUCAGUGCAUUUUGGAGGAGGUCGAAUCGAAAAAGUGAUAUAUGUACAUAUGUGGAAAAGGGAACAUAAACUUGUUAGCGAUAAACACCCUUCAAAAGUCGUGCACAUUUAAUCUUAUGUGGUGUGUUUUUUUUUCAAUGUUUUUUCUUUUCAAUUUUUCGCGGGGACUUGGACUAAGUGAAUUUUAAAAAACGUGAGGUUCACGGUUUAUGUGCAUCUUAUGCAAAUUUAACUGCUUCGAGAUAUUAGUAGAAGUCACACAUAUUGGAAAAAGAUGUUGUUUUUUAAGUUGUUUAUUUUUGUUUAAUUUUUGCAAAUGUUUUAUCAGAUUUUAUGUUCAAAACAAGAAAAGUUAAAUUACUAUAGAACUUAUAACUGUGGUGUUCUUAUUUAAAUCUUGGCAUAUCUCAAUCUCGAUAAAAGUUGAAGAAAUAAAGUGUGUUCUUUAUGAAGUGAAGUGAACUGAACUGUGAAUAGAGAGAGUGAAGUUUCUUAUAUGUUUAAUAUGUUGAUGACCAUGAUUGUUCGUUUUUUUUUUUAAUAAAUAAUUAAUAGAAAUACAUUAAUAGAAUUGUCUAUAUUCAUAAAUAAACAUAAAAGAUUAAAAAAUAUCGUUUUUCGAGUUAAACUUUCUUCUUCAAACACCAGCGAGAAUAUAAUAUCCAAUUUAUUAAGAGUGGGAUCAUCUAAUCUCGAUACUUGAGCAAUUCCUCACCGCAUCCCAAUACCGGGACUAUAAGAAAUCAACAAUUCAUCGUUCAGUAAAACAAACAAACUAUCGAUGGAGAAUAAUAUUGUCUUGCCAUAGCUUAACUGGCUUGAGAGAAAACAGCGACGUCAAACGGGUGGUACUGGUAUCAGUGGAGAUGUGCUAAAACCAACUCUUUGCCUGUCCGUCGUCUAUAAGCAGGAUAAACAAGGAUAUAAUAUUGUGCUGGAGGACUUGUUGUUUUAUUUUGUGCAUUUAUCUCUUUUGUUUGUACAUAAAAAUAAAAAUGUCACUGAUGGUUCCUUUUCCUGAUGAUAGAAGACGAGAAGAAUGUAAUUAUUAUUCUUUGAACGAAGGAAUCACGUUGCGACUCAUUAAAGUGGACACUCUUAAUUAACAUUGCAGUGUAUACCUACCUUGUAUCUCGUAUAGUGUUUGCAGUCCAGUCCAGUCCAGUGUCCUGUUCCCCUGUCCAGUCCAUGUCCAUUUAUUUUGCAAAGUGCAUUAAUUCCUGUACUGCCAUCAUCAUCAACAUAGAAAACAACACGCAGCAAUGGACAUCAAGAGUUUGUGAUGAUAACAAAAUGAAGAACUAAAACUUGACAGCUAAGCAAAGAAAAACACAACAAACUUCAAGCUAUAAUAAAAACAAAUCUGAUAAAAUAAAAAUGCCGGAAAAGACACUAAAUAACGGCUAUCUAAGGACGCCACACUCUAAUGAAAAUGGCAAUAGCAACGGCGGCGGUGGUGGUGGUGGUGUUGGUAGUGGGUUAGGGGGCUUAAAUGGAGGUGGUGUUGAGUGUGGCCUAAAUGAAGAUGCGUCUACGAACGUAACAACGACAUCACCACUCCUAGGUGGAGCCACCACCACCAUUCCAACCGGUUCAACGCCGCAGGCAGGAGUUAACCUUGGCAGUGUGAUGGUUGUGAAUAAUGGACCGUUAAAUAAUAAAACGCCGACAAUUGUACACUUUGGGGCUGGUUCAAAUGUUCCAAGGACAUCACUUCACAACGCAUCAGGGCUUACCCAGCCGGCCCAUCAUACAAGCGAUUGCUUCUUCAAAGAGUCUACUUUACGUUGGAGGUUAUUGGUGUUGGCUAUUUCAUUUAUGGUCCUUGGGGCAGCGAUUGGAGCAUUGGCUAUCUAUUUUGCCGGAAGUUAUCGAUGUACAAGUACUACCAGUGUCAGUCAUAGUCAGAGUCACAGUAGCAGUAAUAAUAGAAACAAUAUUGGAAAUGACUUUUCAAUAGACCAGCAAAAUGUGGUAUGCUUGACGGAGGAGUGCGUCCGAACAGCGUCCUCAUUGCUAAAUGCCAUGGACCGGACAGCAGAUCCAUGUGAGAAUUUCUUUCAAUACGCCUGUGGGACAUGGAAUAAAAAGCAUGUGAUACCAGAGGACCGAAGUUCAAUAAGUACUUUUGAGGUAUUAGCAGAUCAGCAACAAGUUAUACUAAAAGGUGUCCUGGAGGAGGCGAUAAAUGAACAAGAUAAUAAUGCAACAAUAAAAGCUAAAUUGUUUUAUAAGACCUGCAUGGAUAUACCUCAAAUACGAAAAGUUGGUGAGGGAAAACUUAAAGAAGUCCUUAAGUCUCUAGGUGGAUGGCCAGUUAUUGAGAAAAAUUGGAGUCCACCAAAUAUCACAAUGGAAUAUCUAAUUGGUACACUUAGAGGUGAAUACAAUGAACCUGUACUGAUAGAACUUUAUGUUGGAGCGGACGACAAAAAUUCAUCAGUACAUAUCCUACAAAUUGACCAAUUAACAUUAGCCCUUCCUUCGCGAGACUACUAUCUUAAAUCGAGUAGCGAGCAUGAUUUGAAAGCCUACCACAAAUACAUGACCAAAACAGCGAUAUUACUUGGUGCUAAUCCAGAAACUGCAAGUAAAGAAUUGGAAGAUGUCCUAGACUUUGAAGUUCUUCUAGCUAAUGCUACUUUACCAGAAGCCGAUCGUCAUGACACUAGCGCCAUCUAUAAGAAAAUCACUCUGAAAGAACUCCAAAGGCAAAUACCGCAAUUAAAUUGGACAGAUUAUUUGCAAACAACAGUUGGAAAAGAUUUGAAACUUAGGGAAAAUGAAGAAAUCGUAAGCUACGCAAUGCCAUAUUUAGUUGAUAUGGGUAAAAUUCUAGCGAAAGCUGACAGGCGAGUUGUGCAUAAUUAUGUAAUAUGGCGGCUGGUAAUGUCAAUAAUGACACACAUGAUUGAUGAAUAUCAACGAGAAAGAGUAGAGUUUCGUAAAAUAUUGCUGGGUAUUCAAUCGGAGCGAGUUCGCUGGUCGCAGUGUGUAGAAUGGACGAACAAGAAAAUGGGUAUGGCUGUGGGAGCAUUGUUUAUAAGGGAUAACUUUAAUCAGGAUAGCAAAGAGACUGCUCUGGAAAUGAUUCGUACCAUUCGGGAGGCUUUUAACGAACUUCUAGCUGAAAAUAUUUGGAUGGACGAUGAAACGAGAGCAGUGGCUAAGGAAAAAGCUGACACUAUGAAUGAACGAAUAGGCUAUCCGGAAAUUUUGACAGAUGGCAAUGAAUUGGAAAAGGAAUAUGAAAAUCUUACAAUAAUUCCGGAUAACUUCAUGGACAACGUGUUGCACAUUCUCAAAUGGGAUUCUGAUCGAAAUUUACAACUUCUCCGUAAGCCAGUCGACAAAGACAAGUGGGCAACAGAACCUGCUGUGGUAAACGCCUUUUACAAUCCCAAUAAAAAUGACAUCGUUUUCCCAGCCGGAAUUCUGCAGCCACUUUUUUACAGUCAGAACUUUCCAAAGUCACUAAACUAUGGUGGCAUUGGAGUUGUUAUUGGUCAUGAGAUCACACAUGGAUUCGAUGACAAAGGUCGACAGUUUGACAAAGACGGUAACAUGAUGCAGUGGUGGAAUAAUGCCACCAUCGAGGCAUUCCGUGAGAGAGCACAAUGCAUCAUUGACCAAUAUUCCAAGUAUAAAAUCGAUGAAGUCGAUAUGUACAUGAAUGGUCGGAUGACACAAGGCGAGAACAUUGCCGACAAUGGUGGACUUAAACAGGCAUUUAGGGCAUACCGGAAGUGGGUAAAACGCCAUGGAGCAGAGUCUGAUCUGCCGGGUCUUAAUCUAUCCCAUGAUCAAUUGUUUUUCCUGAAUUACGCACAAAUCUGGUGUGGAUCAAUGCGUCCAGAAGACGCCCUAACUAAAAUUCGUUCAUCGGUCCAUUCGCCUGGUUUCAUAAGAGUUCUCGGACCCCUCUCGAAUUCGGUGGACUUUGCUAGUGCGUACAGAUGUCCGCUUGGAUCGCCCAUGAACCCAAUUGAAAAAUGUAGUGUGUGGUAGAUAAUGCCGACUUGACGGGCGCUUAUUUUUCUUAGAGAAUUCUAUGGAUAAAUUGUUUAAUUUAUAUAUAAACUUCAUUAAAAUUAAAAUUAAGUUUGUAUAAAAGUAUUUAUUAUUAUUAUAUCUAUACCAUUUCAUUUUUGUUUAAAUUAAUAAGAGCAUAAAAUGUUCAUUGUUUUAGAAUUUAAUUAUUUUAACAGUAAUUUAAAAAAAAGAAAUUUUAUUAUUAAAUAAAUAAAUUAAAUAAAAAUAAAAAUUAUACAACAUUAUUAAGGCUAGGUACUAUUUUUAAUUACAUAUGUCACAUAAUAUCACGAAAUGUACAAAUAAAUAAUCCAUUCGUAAACUGAACAUUAUACCAUUAAAACCAAGAGUACUUAUAUAAUAAAAACAAAAAGAAAUGCAUAAUUUGUAUAUAAUAAAUAAAAUUUUAAAUAUGCUGGAAUAAAUAAAAUUUAAACAAAAACUAGCAUCAAUUUAACAUAUAA
This is a messenger RNA of Eupeodes corollae, 5148 nucleotides long. RefSeq names its product neprilysin-1 (gene Nep1). The transcript is spliced from 11 exons. Gene Ontology annotation, molecular function: metalloendopeptidase activity. Gene Ontology annotation, cellular component: plasma membrane. Gene Ontology annotation, biological process: protein processing. Lineage: Eukaryota; Metazoa; Arthropoda; Insecta; Diptera; Syrphidae. Bases 2030 to 4660 code for a protein of 876 amino acids. The record is from RefSeq and is a predicted model, not a curated record.